Thermothielavioides terrestris NRRL 8126 is the source of this 1515-nucleotide messenger RNA. RefSeq lists its product as uncharacterized. Lineage: Eukaryota; Fungi; Ascomycota; Sordariomycetes; Sordariales; Chaetomiaceae. Gene Ontology annotation, molecular function: transmembrane transporter activity. The transcript has 3 exons. Gene Ontology annotation, biological process: transmembrane transport. The coding region runs from base 1 to 1515 and encodes 504 amino acids. The record is from RefSeq and is a predicted model, not a curated record.
AUGUUGCCCGCUCACCGCCCAGAGAAGCUUCCUUCGACAUCGUCGCCUGAGUCCGCGCCAUUGGGGACGGGGGAGGGGGAUCAUGGCACCGAACCGGAAGCCGAGCCCAUCAUCUCAGUGGGCUGGGAUGAGCCAGAGGACCAAGACCGCGAAAAUCCCUUGAACUGGUCGCCAGUGGUGAAAUGGACCAAUAUUCUGACCAUUUCCGUCAUCAGUUUCCUAGUACCGCUUGUCUCCUCGAUGCUCGCGCCAGCCGUUCAGCUGGUGAUGCAGGACUUUGAAACCGAGUCAACCAGCUUCGCGACCUUCUCCGUGUCCAUCUUCGUGCUCGGCUUCGCCUGCGGACCGCUGCUGCUUGCGCCGCUGAGUGAGCUCUACGGCCGCGCGAUCGUGUACAACGUCACCAACGUGCUCUUCCUGGCCUUCACCGUCCUGUGUGCCGUCUCGCGCAACCCGCCCAUGCUGCUGCUUUCCCGCUUCCUGUCCGGCUUUGCUGGCGUGGCCACCAUCACGAUCGGCUCGGGGACCAUCGCGGACCUCAUGCCGCGCGAGAAGAGGGGCAAGGCCGUGUCGGUAUGGUCCGUCGGCACCAUCCUCGGCCCCAUGGUCGGGCCCAUCAUCGGCGGGUACGUGACCGAGGUGGCUGGGUGGAGAUGGAUGUUUUGGGCCGUCUCGAUUGUGAUCGGCGUCGUAACAAUCUUUGCGUUUUUCGUGCUCAGCGAGACAUACCCUGCCGUGUUGCUGGAGAGGAAAGCAGCACGGCUCAGGAGAGAAACGGGGGACCAUCGUUACCGGUCUAAGCUGGCCUCCGACGUCUCUUCAGCAGAGCUCUUCAGACGGAGCAUCAUACGGCCAACAAAGAUGCUCAUCUGCUGCCCGCUCGUCACCAUCAUGUGCUCGUACGUUGCCGUCCUCUACGGCAUCCUCUACCUCCUCUUCGCCACCUACUCGUUCGUCUUCAAAGAAGUCUACGGAUUCUCAACCUUUGCCGCCGGCCUCGUCUUCAUCACCGGCGGCGUCGGCACCCUGCUGGGGCUCCUGUACACCGGCCGGUUCAGCGACAGGAGCCUCAAGAAGCAGGCUGCCGCCGGCAAGCCAGUCACUCCCGAGCACCGCCUCCCUCUAGUAAUCACAUUGCCCGGCGCCCUGGCGUUUCCCCUCGGCUUGUUCAUCUAUGGAUGGAGCGUGGAGGUGCGCGCCCACUGGAUCGUCCCUCAGCUGGGCACCGCUGUGACCGGAUUGGGCUCCAUCUUGGUCUUCAUCGGCAUCCAGACCUACCUGAUCGACGCGUUUGAGGAAUAUGCCGCGAGCGUUAUCGGCGCGAACGCGGUGCUCAGGGGCACUGCCGGGGCGCUCAUUCCGCUCUGCGGCCUGAAUCUGUACAAUGUGCUGGGCUGGGGCUGGGGGAACAGCUUGCUGGCCUUUGUCGCGCUUGCAUUUGCUCCUGUACCCUGGGUUUUUGGCGUCUACGGCGCCAGGAUUCGUAGUUUCAAGUUCUUUCAGCUCAAGGCUUGA